AUGGAUAAAAAUUGGAUAUGGUCCAAUGAUAAAUUGUCCAUGGAAUACACCAAUGGGGUUAGUAAUUUCAUUACACUUGCACGUGGUCACUUGAAUGACGAGAAUAAAACUCGUUGUCCAUGCACCCAAUGUGUGAACUUCUAUUAUUAUGAAUUAGAAACUGUAGAACGACACCUAUGGGUCAAUGGAUUUUCUAAGUCGUAUACAAAUUGGGUAUUCCACGGUGAGGACAAGACUAGUUCUAGCUUCAAUGUUGAUGAAUUAGAGUCUGACAUAAAUGAAGAUAGCGUAGAUUCUGAGGAUGAUGACGACAUGAUAGAGGCAAUUCAAGAUGUGGCUGGUGGAAUAAAUUUUGAAACUUUUCAAGAUGAAGAAAUUGUAGAGGAAGAAUCUCAUUAUGAACCGACAAAAUUUAAAGAACUAUUUGAAGAAGCAAAGAAAGAGUUAUAUCCUGGGUGUUCGAAGUUUUCUUCUCUAACAUUUUUGGUAAAAAUGAUGCAUAUCAAGGUGCUAAAUAAAUUAAGUAACAAAGCUUUUGACAUGAUACUUAAUAUAUUUCGUGAAGUUCUUCCAAAUGACCAUAAAAUACCAAGUUCUCAUUACGAAGCUAAACGAAUGUUACGCAAACUUGGAUUAGGCUAUGAGACAAUUCAUGUAUGUGAAAAUGAUUGCACUCUAUUUUGGAAAGAACAUAAGGAUGCUACUGAAUGCCCUAUUUGUGGAUUUUCAAGAUACAAACUCAAGGGGAAAAGGAGAAAAAAUGUACCAGUAAAAAAAAUGCAUUACUUUCCAAUUACUCCACGUCUACAAAGACUCUUUAUGUCACGGCAUACUUCAGAAGAAAUGAGGUGGCACAAAGAAAAACGUCUAAAUACUGAAGGUGUGCUUAGACAUCCUGCAGAUGGAGAAGCUUGGAAAGAUUUUGACAAACAAUAUCCAGAGUUUGCAAUAGACCCAAGAGAUGUCAGAUUGGGGCUUGCAACCGACGGAUUCAAUCCAUUUGGAAAUAUGAGUACUAGCUAUAGUAUAUGGCCUGUUGUGUUAGUACCAUACAACAUGCCACCAUGGAAAUGUAUGAAAGAAAAUAAUUUUAUAAUGGCAUUAUUAAUUCCUGGUCCCAAAUCCCCAGGAAAGGACAUCGAUGUUUACUUACGACCCCUAAUUGAUGAGCUAAAAGAAUUAUGGGAAAAAGGUGUAAAAACAUACGAUGUAUCGAGUAAAAAAGAAUUUAUGAUGCGUGCUGCAAUAUUAUGGACGAUAAAUGACUUUCCAGCUUAUGGUACAAUAUCUGGGUGGAGCACAAAAGGCUACAAGGCAUGUCCUGUUUGUAAUGUGGAUGCUUCUUCGUUUCCGAUAUUAGGUAAGAUUAGUUAUAUGGGGCAUCGUCGUUUCUUUCCUUUGGAUCAUCCAUGGCGCAAAGAUAAACGCUAUGAUGGUAAAAUUGAGAAUCAUCCUCCUCCUAAAUUAUUAUUAGAAGAUGAUAUCUUAAAACAGUUGGAUACUGUUGAUGAAUUUAUACCAGGAAAAAUACCAAAAGAAGAUAAUGGAAAAUUAUCUGAAGAAGUUGUACACAAGAGAAAAAAAUUAAAGUGUGAUGUGAAUGAUGGAGACAAACAAAAAAAUAAGCCUAUUUGGAAUCGAAAAUGCAUUUUGUGGGAGUUAGAGUAUUGGUCAAAGUUAAAGUUAAGACACAAUUUGGAUGUGAUGCACAUCGAGAAGAAUAUUUGUGAAAGUGUUUACGGGACAAUGUUAUGCAUAGACAAGAAGUCAAAAGAUACUGAAAAAGCACGACUUGACUUACAAAGGAUGAACAUACGCAAAGAAUUGCACUUAAAGAAACAAGGAGAUAAAUGGAAUGUCAACAUAAGUGAAGGCAAGAUUACUGGCUUAAAAAGUCACGAUUGCCAUGUUUUGUUGCAAAGACUAUUGCCAGUUGGGUUGCGACCAUAUGUGAAAAAAGAUGUGCUACUUGCCAUUUCUGAGCUCUCAUUAUUUUUUCGAAAGUUGUGUGCAAAAACAUUACAUGUUGAAGACUUGGAUUCACUAGAACAAGGAAUCGUAAAAUGCGUUUGUAAGCUUGAAUCCAUUUUUCCCCCAGCAUUUUUUGAUGUCAUGAUCCACUUAGCAGUUCACUUACCUUCCGAGGCAAAGUUGGGUGGUCCUGUACAUACACGUUGGAUGUAUCCAGUUGAAAGGUUUUUAGGUUUUUUGAAAAAAUUAGCCAAGAAUAAAGCACGACCAGAAGGUUCAAUUGCUGAAGGAUAUGUUGCUAAUGAGGCUUUAACAUUUUGUUCAAUGUAUCUUCAUGGGAUUGAAACACGAUUUAAUCGUCCAGAACGUAAUUGGGAUCUCAAUGAAGUACGAAAUACAUCAACAUUAUCGGUUUUUUAUCAACCUAUGAGACUAUUUGGUAGAAAAGAAUUACUCGAGUUACAACCUAUGGAGUAUAACAAGGCGCAUUGUGAGCACAGGCAAUUAUUACAAUCUAAAGGCAUAGUAGACAUCAUUCAAGCUCAAGAAUUAGAGUUUCCAUCUUGGUUCAAAGAAAAAAUUGUUGCAAAAUAUAAAUCAUCUCCUCGUGAAAUUAGUGAGUCAAUGUUUGCUCUUGCAAAUAUGCCAGAUCGAAGAAUCUUCUCAUAUAAUGGAUGUAUAGUUAAUGGUGUGCGAAAAUGGAGGGUGGUGGAUAAGGUAAAUCAUCGCCACUUAUGGGAUAUUCCAGAAAUAAUACUUGAAAGUGUAGGUGCACAAGACGAGAAUUCUAAUACUUGUACUGAAGCUUACCAAGAAGAGAGAUCAAAUGAUAUUGAAAUAACAUUUGAUGAUACAAAUGUUGAAAUUCCUCUUCACCAUGAAAACGCGGAGAUGAUAGAGAUUAACUCAUCACAUAUUAAUCUCGAAAUAAAUAAUAGUGAUCAAAUUUUGAAUGAAGCUAAUGUCAUGGAAAGUGACGACGAUGAUGUAGGGGAUUAUGAGACUGAUGUAGAGGAUAUCGAUGAGGAAUUACAACAUGGCGAAUGUUCAAAUACAGAUGAAACUGAUGAAAGCUCAUAA
Molecule: messenger RNA, 3051 nt
Organism: Humulus lupulus (European hop)
Lineage: Eukaryota; Viridiplantae; Streptophyta; Magnoliopsida; Rosales; Cannabaceae
Exons: 6
Coding region: 1-3051 (1016 amino acids)
Source: RefSeq, a predicted model, not a curated record